UAUAACAGCAGCCCUGCGCGUCGAAGUGAGUAACAGGUAACCCAGGUGAAGACUGCUGCUACCGCCCAGAGCUGCAGGUGCGUACACUGCCUUCACUAUAUGAUCACUACAUGGUCAUAUAUUCAACGGCAGGUCGAGGACAUGUGUAGAUGGACCAAAGGAUUUCAGCAUCCCGGGACACUGUACUUUAAAACGCGGGGAUUCGGAUAAUCUUGGAGAGUUGAUAGCCAUGGCUCCAAAACCAGAGGAGGGGACUAAUUCCUCCCACACUCUCGAUGACAACAAUGUGACUAAAGACACUGACAUCCCGCCAGCUUACUCCACUCUGGACCUAAUGAAUGCUGAUCUGGGUGCAGAAGAUCCCUGGGAUCUCCCAGCACUCAAAGACACUGGGAUCAAAUGGUCAGAGCUUGAUACAAAAGGAAAGAUUAUGAGAGUGCUGACUGGUGUAGUGAAGCUCAUCCUGCUGCUUGGGUUUCUUUACUUGUUUAUUUGCUCUUUGGGUAUUCUCAGUUCUGCUUUCCAGCUAGUCGGAGGCAAAGUUGCUGGUGACAUCUUCCAGGACAAUGUUGUGUUGGCCAACCCUGUGGCUGGUCUGGUGAUUGGGGUGUUAGUCACAGUCCUCGUGCAGAGCUCCAGCACCUCCACCUCUAUUGUGGUCAGCAUGGUGUCCUCUGGGUUGCUGGAGGUCAAGUCUGCAGUGCCGAUCAUCAUGGGUGCCAACAUUGGAACAUCUGUCACCAACACUAUUGUGGCAACGAUGCAAGCAGGAGACCGAAAUGAGUUCCGCAGGGCAUUUGCUGGUGCUACAGUCCACGACUUCUUCAACUGGCUGUCUGUGCUGGUUAUUCUGCCGCUGGAAGCAGCCACAGGUGCUUUGUACAAACUCACCAAGGUCAUAAUAGAGUCCUUCAAUAUCCAGACUGGAGAAGAUGCCCCUGACUUGCUCAACGUCAUCACAGACCCUUUAACAAAUGCUAUCAUCCAGCUGGACAAAUCUGUGAUCACCGACAUUGCCACUGGUGACCCGGCUGCCAGAAACAAGAGUCUGAUCAAAGUAUGGUGCAAGAAAAAGGUCAACACGACUUUCUGGAAUGAAACCACGACAAGCUGCGCUGCCGGUGCUGUCUGUUGGGAGGAAGGAAACCAGACCUGGACUGAGAAGAACAUGACUUGGACCAUCUACCUGCAGAAAUGCAAACACCUCUUUGUCGAUACUACUUUACCGGACCUGGCAGUGGGCCUCAUUCUUCUGGCUCUGUCUUUGUUUGUCCUCUGCACCUGCCUCAUCCUCAUCGUCAAGCUGCUCAACUCCAUGCUGAAGGGGCAGGUGGCUGUGGUCAUCAAGAAGGUGCUCAACACAGACUUCCCCUUCCCCUUCUCUUGGGUUACUGGCUAUCUUGCAAUGUUGGUGGGAGCUGGGAUGACCUUCAUUGUUCAGAGCAGCUCCAUCUUCACCUCAGCUAUAACUCCUCUUGUUGGUAUUGGUGUCAUUAGCCUUGAGCGAGCUUAUCCUCUGACACUGGGGUCAAAUAUUGGUACAACAACCACUGCUAUACUUGCUGCUAUGGCUAGCCCUGGAGAGACACUAGCCAACUCGCUGCAGAUUGCACUUUGCCAUUUCUUCUUUAAUAUCAUGGGUAUUAUACUGUGGUACCCAAUCCCUGCCUUGCGAGUGCCCAUCAGAUUGGCCAGAGGGCUGGGGAAUCGUACAGCCAAGUACCGCUGGUUUGCCGGCGUCUACCUCAUCCUUUGCUUCUUUAUUUUGCCUCUGACUAUUUUCGGCCUGUCGAUGGCCGGCUGGGAAGUUUUGGUCGGCGUUGGUGUGCCCAUCGUUGUGUUGAUUGUCUUUGUCAUCAUUGUCAACGUGAUGCAGUCUCGAUGGCCCCGCUUCCUGCCAAAGGUCCUCCGUAACUGGGACUUUUUGCCUCGCCCCCUGCACUCCAUGGCACCAUGGGACACUAUGUUGACUUCAACAAUGGGCUUCUGCAGCAAACACUGCUGCUGUUGUUGUAAAUGCUGCAAGUGCAAGUGCUGCAGUAAAGAAGAGGAUGAAAAGAUUGGCAGGGGCAGCAUGAACAGUCUGGAAAUGUAUGACAACCCAGCAAUGUCAAGAGACUUGUGUACGACGGAGGGUGCCACUUCAACACCAUUUUAAUAUUAUUAAGGUAAAAUUGUAUCCACGGUAUACAAAUAAACUGAGUGCACCCCUUUGUAAAAUCACUAAAAUGUUAAGUUAUUCAAAACUGACUGUGUAGUGGCCGAUUCACCGUGCAAGUUCUAAGGCCACUUAGUCUGCAAGGAUCUUACUUUGACGUGUGUCCACAGAACCAGAUUCCACUUUCCAUUAGAUAUUUCCACAAAAUUACUCACAAAUCCAGCUGCAGGGAUAAUAAUUGAAUGCGGGUUUAUUUUCCAUAACAAGUCCAUAGGACACCUCUAUGUAAACACUCUGUUUACCUUUGAUCAAUGCAACAAAAAUAAUCCGUAAUUUCCAUUUAUUAUUUGCAUGAAAAAGGUCAAAUCAAUCAAGGAAGAAACAGGUUGUGAGACAUCAUGAAAGAUGGGUAAGGGUACGAGAGCUUCAGUAGGGGACAGGUAUAAGAAGUGGCACACUACCAAUAACAGAAGGCACAGUGGCUGUCCUUGAAAAAUGACAUCACGCACACUUAGUUUUUUACGCAAACAUGCAUUGGAAAACAGACUGGUAAGUGCCUCUGACUUGGCCCAAGCAUUAUCUAUGUAAAUUGGUAUUUCAUUGACAUCAUCUACAAGCAAUUGCUUAUAAAAUGUCACCAAACUGCAGAAUUACACUUCGCCAAAGAACAUGAAAAGAAGCCUGACAAAUAUUGGCAGCACCCUCUUUGGUCAGAUGAAACCAAAACAAAUGAGUUUGGAUCAGAUGCAUGUUUGGCGGACGACUACAGUGACUGCACUGUGCCGAUCAUGGAGGAGGAGUGUGCUGAUUUGGGGCUGCACAUGUGCAAAAGUGUAGGGUGAGAUGAUAUGUAAGUCAUUUCAGUUUUUUACUGUAUACCCAAAUACUGAAAGAAAAGGUGACUGUCACUCUCAACAUAACAAUAAUCAUGAACACACUUCGAAAAUCACGAGUUUGUAAAGUACACCAAAGCAAAAAGAGAAAGUAAAAGUAACGUUGACGUUUAUUGCAGGUGGUUCUUUAAUAUGCAUUUUUCAUUUCAGUUUAAUGGCUCAGAUAUUAAUUUUCCUCAGUCUUCUUUGGUUUUGGCUACAAACAAAUAAGUAUGUAUUAAAUGGCCAGAAUUUGUAGUUAUUUAACAUCUUAGCGAUGUUGACCAGGGUUGUACUCAGUCUUAUUGUGUACUGUAUAAGUGAUAUUUAAUGCAGUGAUGUACCUGUUGUACACUUGUUCAUCACUUCUCAGCUUGUGGUAUGUUGAUCGUCCCCCUUUAUGAGAUGAUAUACUAAGCACUACAGUAAACACUUUCUAUUUCAUCAUGCUGGAGAAUAUGAAGAGAAGUGCUGGACCUACUCUAUUGUACCUGUACUAUACAGUAACUACUGAGCUGCUGCUUCUGGGCAGGCAGGUGAUGUUUAUUUUGCUCUAACUAAACAUGUCUGCUGUCUGCUGUAAGGUAACUAUGGGUAGUUGCAAAUAUUAUGACAUAAUUUUGUAUAUUUUGUUGAUAAGUGUG
Molecule: messenger RNA, 3674 nt
Organism: Monopterus albus (swamp eel)
Lineage: Eukaryota; Metazoa; Chordata; Actinopteri; Synbranchiformes; Synbranchidae
Product: sodium-dependent phosphate transport protein 2B-like
Exons: 13
Coding region: 230-2158 (642 amino acids)
Biological process (GO): intracellular phosphate ion homeostasis; sodium-dependent phosphate transport
Cellular component (GO): brush border; apical plasma membrane; vesicle
Molecular function (GO): sodium:phosphate symporter activity
Source: RefSeq, a predicted model, not a curated record